AUGGAAGGAGAGGUGAAGUUUGUGGAGAGUGACUUUAAGCAUGAGUUUAUGGAGGUGAGUUGUGAAGAAGUGAUGUUUCCGAAGUAUAGGGUGAAGUAUAUUGAGCAGACAGAGAAGUAUAUUGUGCUGGCGCUUGAGAAGAAGAAGAUAAGCUGUGCGAUUGAUUUUGAAAGGAAUGUGAUUAGCGUGUUGACGAAUGCAAGCACGAGGGAUCCGUUUAUAUUUAUCAAGGCAGUGAAUUUUGUGAAGCUUGUUGGCCGUGGGGUUGGAGUUGAGGAGGCGAUGAAGGUGCUUGAGGACGAGUGUUUCUGCGAGGUGAUUGACAUCAAGAGUCUUGCAGGGUCUGAAAAGGUCUUUGAGAAAAGACGCGAUCGGCUGAUAGGGCCGAAGGAGAUGACGUUGGAGGCGAUCCGGAAGGUGACAGGGUGCUAUGUACUUGUGCAUGGAAAGACGGUGAGUGUGAUAGGAAGUUUUCGCGGAGUUGAGGAGGUGAAAGAGGUUGUGACCAAGUGCAUGGACAAUGUUCAUCCGAUAUACCAGAUCAAGAGGCUGAUUGAGAAGAGGAAGCUUGAGAGUGAUGAUGGAAAGAAAUUUGAGGACUGGGAGAGGUAUCUUCCACAGGCCACGAAGAAGGGAAAGAGCGGAGGCAGUAAGAUGAAGAAGAAGGUGGGCAGGGUGUCUGGAGGAAUGCCUGACUGUGAGGCAAGGCGGAAGGAGGAUGCCGAGAUGGAGACUGGAGAGUACUUUAUUGGGAAGUUGGAUGAUAGAAAGAAGGAUGUAAGGAGAAGAGAGGAGCGAGAAGGCAAAGACAAGAAGCGAAGAAAAGAGAUUGAGAAAUACAUUGUGCCGGAUGAAGAUGGAUAG
Molecule: messenger RNA, 864 nt
Organism: Ordospora pajunii
Lineage: Eukaryota; Fungi; Microsporidia; Ordosporidae
Product: RNA-binding protein
Exons: 1
Coding region: 1-864 (287 amino acids)
Cellular component (GO): small-subunit processome; nucleolus
Molecular function (GO): RNA binding
Source: RefSeq, a predicted model, not a curated record